Molecule: messenger RNA, 678 nt
Organism: Closterium sp. Naga37s-1
Lineage: Eukaryota; Viridiplantae; Streptophyta; Zygnematophyceae; Desmidiales; Closteriaceae
Source: the annotation of a GenBank genome assembly
AUGCCCCCCCCCCGUCGCCUUUCCCAUCGCCCACCUUGUCGGCUUCCGCGCUCGCCCCGAAUUGCGCCCCCCCCCCCCCCCGCCGUCGCCUUUCUUCUCUCCCCUCCCAUCACACACCUCGUCGCCUACGCUCUUGCUCUGGAACGCCCUCCCCGCGCCCUUUCUCACUCCCCUCCCAUCACUUUUCCCGUUGCCUUCGCGCUCUCCCUCCCGUCGCCCUUGCAAUCUCCCCUCCCAUCCCGUCGCCCACUUCAUCUCCUAUCGCUCACGUCCUCCCCUCCCAUCGGCAUCGCGCUCACGUUCCUCCCUCCCCUCGCCAUCGCGCUCUCCCAUCCCGUCGCCCUCCCGUCGCCUUCGCCAUCUCCCAUCUGUUCUCAUGGUCCUCACAAUCUCACUUCCCAUCGCCUCACGAUGUAUCCCCCCUCCCUUCUCAUCGCCCGCACGAUCUCCCUCAGGGAAGAGGAGGCUUCCCUUCCCUUCGUCAUCGUCAGCUCUCAUCCCUUCCCGUCGCCUCACUUUCUCCCAUCCCCUUCCGUCGCUCUCACCUUCUCCCGUACCUUCCCGCCUUCCUGGUGUUCUCCCCUCCACUCCGUCACCCUUCCUCUCCCCCCUGCCCUUCCGUCGCCUUCCACUUCGUCGCCAGUUUCCCGCCCCAAGUCCAAGGCAGCACAUUGCUAG